AUGAAAAAUAUAUUUUCAAAAAUAAUAAUAUUAUUAAUUGUAUUAAUUUUUAUAAAUGAUUGUUUGUGUAGUAGUGGUAAUUCAAUUACUCCAACACCAGUAUCAACAGGAUCACCAACGACCAAUGAAGUUUUAGUUAGUAUUUAUAGUGAUGGUUUAAAUAGUUCAUUUACUAUAGUUUCAAGUAGUGAAUUACAAGAAGUAAAAACACCAACACAUGGGGGAAGUAAUAGUAGUAUAUCAUUUACCACAGAUUUUUAUAUUUUUAGUAAAACCAAUAGCAUAGCCAAUAUUACAAUAAAUAAACAAUUAUUUAAAACUUUAAGAAUUUGGAUCAAUCCAACCACAUUUCAACAAGAUAUAACCGUUUCUUUAAUUACAUCAGAUAAGGAGAUUCAUGCAAUACCAAUUACCAAUUUAAUAAAUCCAAUUAAUUCAGUAUCACGUUUAUCACAUCUACAACCUAAUAAAUGGACAGAAGUUGAUAUUGAUUUAGAGUUUUUCCCAUCCACUGAUUAUCGUGCAAUUUGGUUCCUUCAAAGACAUCCAAAUGGUUCAGUAAUUUUAGAUGAUAUUGGUUUAGUUGUUAGAGAAACUCCAAGAAAUAGAAGACAAAUUUAUAAAGGUGGAGUUCAAGGUUAUGGCGUUAUCAUUUCUCAAGAAAAAGGUGUUAAACUUUAUCAAAAUGUUAAAACUUAUAAAAAAUCACCAUAUUCAAUCGUUUUCAACAUGAAAAAGUCUAGAGCAUUUUCAAUUGAUUUUCAAUCAACUAUUGACACUCAAACAAAUGAGGAUGAUAUGGAUUUUGUAUUUCAUAUAUUAUCAAAAAAGAAAUUACCAACAACUGGUGGUGAUAUAAUGGUAUCUUUUAUACCAAUUCACCCAUUGGAUGCUGUACCAAGAUUUAACUUAACAGGUAGUAAAACAAAAUCACCUUGUCAAGUUGUAAGUUUACCAGAGAAUAAAUGGAUAAAAUGUGCAAUUAGAAUUCCAAAAUCAAUAGAAUUUAGAAAAAUUCAAUUAUCUUAUUCAAAUUCAAAUCUUUCAACAACCUAUCAUAUUUUCUUGGAUGAUAUUUAUUUUCAAUCACCAGUUACAGGUGAUAAAACUUUAAAUAAUCCUUUACUUUCAAAUAGUUUAUUAGAUUCAUUUAAAAAUUCUGCAUCAUUUCAAGAUACAAUCUCUUUAAGUAAUAAUAAAUUAAAUCAAAUUUUACCAUCUUCUUUACCUAAAAUUGUUUCUUCACCACCAAAAAUUCAACCUGAAAUAAACAAGAAAUCAAUAACAACAACAAAACCAAUUACUACAAAUAAUUCUCAAAAACAAGGUGAAACAAAGAAAUCAAUCCAACAAUUAGAAACAAAUAAUAAUAAAAAAUCAUUUAAAUCAAUUAAAAGUGGAGAACAAUCAAUAUUAAUAGAUGAUAAAGAUUUUAAUAAAAGUGGAAUGAAAUCAAUUGUUGAACAUUUAAAUUUAAAUGAAAAGAAAUCACCAAAAAAUAUAGAGAAAAAAAUAACAAAUGAUGAACCACAACCAACCUAUUUUUCAUUUGAUCAAAUUAAUCCAUUAUUUGUAACCAGUAUUGGUCAAAGUUUAAAAUGGGGCACUGGUUUACCUGAUAUUACUUUCAAAUCACCAAAUGAAAAAUCAAUAAUUAAACCAUCAACAUUAAAUUAUCAAGAUGAUUUUAAUUCUCCAGAUUUCACAUCUCCUUUGGGUAAAGAGCCGGUUAAAAUCUUAUCAAUUGGUGGUAUCACAAGAAAUGAAUUUAAAUUUUUAAAUAUGAAAUUCUCUUUCCCAUUCAAUAAUUUUUAUUUAAUAGUUUCUAUUGAUCCAUAUGAAGAGGUUUGGAUUUCUGCUUCAAAACCAGAUGGUACAGUUACAAAUAAUUGGAAUAUAAUAAAAAAUGGUUUUUUAAUGAAUCAAAACAAUAUUGAUAAAAUUAAUAAUUUACAAUCACCAGCUUUAUCUUCACCUCAAACUCAACAAGUUAAACAGGUUCAGCAACAACAAAAACAACCACAAUCAGAAUCACAGAUACAACAACAACCAAAAUCACAACCACAAUCACAAAUACAACAACAACCAAACUAUCCAGCAAUUGAAUUCUCAAAAGGUGACGAUAUUAAUGAUGCAAUAAUGGAGGUAGUGAAUGGUACUUCAAAUCCAAUUAAAACAAAGAUUAAGGGAGAUCAAGGUUUUUAUUUGAAGGCUGGUAAAUCCUCUGAUAAUACUCCUCCAGUAAAUUUUAUAAUAUUAAAACAAACUGAUAUCAUAUCUGGUAUUAGUUUUUCAAUGGUUUCUGAUCGUAAAACUUCAAGUUUCUUUUAUGCAUUAUUAGCAAAUCCAAAUGAUAAUUCUACUUUACCAACUGCUACACCAACCACAACUACAACUCAAAAAAAAUAA
Dictyostelium discoideum AX4 is the source of this 2409-nucleotide messenger RNA. RefSeq lists its product as hypothetical. The transcript has 2 exons. NCBI's taxonomy places the organism in Eukaryota, Evosea, Eumycetozoa, Dictyosteliales, Dictyosteliaceae. Bases 1 to 2409 code for a protein of 802 amino acids. The record is from RefSeq and is a predicted model, not a curated record.